AUGUCCUCCCAUCCGCCCGCCACAUGCUGUGCUACUGGCACCCUUCACCAGGGUACUCCCAAGGGAACCAUGGUGAAGAUCGAUGGCAAGAUCGACGCUUAUCUUUCCAAGCCUUCCACCCAGGCUCGCACAGCCAUCUUGUACAUCCCAGACAUUGUCGGAAUCUGGCAGAAUAGCAAGCUUAUGGCAGAUGCAUUUGCUGAGCAGGGUUAUAUCUGCCUCGUUCUUGAUAUAUUCAAUGGCGAUCCGGCGCCCUUGAACAUGCCCGAUGGCUUCGACAUAAUGUGGUGGCUGAAUAACGGAUCUCAGGGAAAUAACCCUCACACUCAGGAAGCCAUCGAUCCUAUUGUGGUUUCGGGAAUUGAUUAUCUCAAAAGCCUCGAGGGAAUUACUCAGAUUGGCGCUGUAGGAUACUGCCUAGGGGCAAAGUAUGUCAUCCGCCAUUUCAAGGAUGGCAUUGGUUGCGGUUUCAUCGCUCAUCCCUCUUUCGUGGAGGAACAAGAACUCUCUGCUGUUGUUGGUCCACUGUCAAUUGCUGCCGCCGAGCAUGAUGAUAUUUUCACUGUAGAGAAACGCCAUGAGAGUGAAGCUAUUCUGUCCAAGUCCAAGAACGAGUGGCAGAUCAACCUGUUUUCCGGAGUACAUCACGGGUUCGCUGUUAGGGGGGAUAUGAGCGACAGGAAGCAACAGUUUGCAAAAGACCAAGCUUUCACUCAAGCAGUAGCAUGGUUCAAGAGUCACCUCGGCUAUAGUUGA
Messenger RNA from Fusarium keratoplasticum, 756 nucleotides. RefSeq names its product DLH domain-containing protein. The transcript has 3 exons. Gene Ontology annotation, molecular function: hydrolase activity. Bases 1 to 756 code for a protein of 251 amino acids. The record is from RefSeq and is a predicted model, not a curated record. NCBI's taxonomy places the organism in Eukaryota, Fungi, Ascomycota, Sordariomycetes, Hypocreales, Nectriaceae.